Messenger RNA from Phasianus colchicus (ring-necked pheasant), 1515 nucleotides. RefSeq names its product nucleolar atypical zinc finger (gene NOAZFP). The record is from RefSeq and is a predicted model, not a curated record. Gene Ontology annotation, cellular component: nucleus. Lineage: Eukaryota; Metazoa; Chordata; Aves; Galliformes; Phasianidae. Gene Ontology annotation, molecular function: zinc ion binding.
GGAGCGAGGAGCGCGGGGCGGCGCUGGGCUCGGCGAGGCGGCGGGAGGCGGCGGCGGGCCGGCGCGGAAGGUGAAUGCCGUGAAUGCCGUGAAUGCCGAGCGCCUCGCGACAGUGAAAAAUGCCUAAAAAGAAGACUGGUGCUCGUAAGAAAGCUGAGAACCGUCGAGAACGUGAGAAGCAGAUAAGGGCUUCAAGAGCCAACAUAGAUUUAGCCAAACAUCCUUGUAAUGCCUCAAUGGAAUGUGACAAGUGCCAAAGACGACAGAAGAAUAGAGCUUUUUGCUACUUCUGCAACUCUGUUCAAAAAUUACCCAUUUGUGCACAGUGUGGAAAAACCAAAUGCAUGAUGAAGUCAUCAGAUUGUGUCAUAAAACAUGCUGGUGUGUACAGUACUGGACUGGCAAUGGUGGGGGCAAUCUGUGAUUUCUGUGAAGCUUGGGUGUGCCACGGGAGGAAGUGUCUCAGCACACAUGCAUGUAUCUGCCCUCUUGCAGAUGCAGAAUGUAUUGAGUGUGAAAGAAGCGUCUGGGAUCACGGAGGCAGAAUGUUUGCCUGCUCUUUUUGCCACAAUUUCCUCUGUGAAGACGAUCAGUUUGAACAUCAAGCCAGCUGCCAAGUUUUGGAAGCAGAGACAUUUAAAUGUGUUUCCUGUAACAGGCUUGGGCAGCAUUCAUGCCUGCGUUGUAAGGCUUGUUUUUGUGAUGAUCAUGUGCGAAGUAAAGUUUUUAAGCAGGAAAAGGGAAAAGAACCUCCCUGCCCUAAAUGUGGCCAUGAAACUCAGCAGACGAAGGAUCUGAGCAUGUCAACACGCUCUUUGAAGUUUGGCCGCCAGACUGGAGGUGAAGAUGCAGAUGGAGCUUCUGGUUAUGAUGCCUACUGGAAGAACCUCUCCUCCAGCAAGGCUGGAGAUGCAGGUGAUCGUGAUGAUGAAUAUGAUGAAUAUGAAGCAGAAGAUGAUGAUGAAGAUGAUGAUGGAGGAGGGAAGGAUUCUGAUACAGAGACCACAGAUGUAUUCAGCAAUUUGAGUUUAGGGAGGACUUAUGCUAGUGGGUAUGCACAUUAUGAAGAACCUGAAGAUUAAUUUGAGUAUGCUAGUGAGCUAGAGCCUUUUGAGAGGUUGCACCAAGCAGGUGCAUCACUGCUGAGUUGUAUACAUGCCAGUAGGAUAGUUCUAUCAGGUACUUAACAUAUCAGAGGUUGACAAUAAAGACUGGGACAUCUGUAGUAAGUGUAGGUGAGAUUUGUUGAUAUAAACCAUUAUUGGGUUUUGAACUUGGGGGAGAAAAUGGGGGGAAUAUUUUUAUUCCCCCGACCACCUGAAAUGGUAUUGUCUUUCAGUUACUGAGUGUAAAGGUUUAAUGCCUUGUUUCCAUUUAUGCAUCAGAAAUUAAGUUAUUUUUACAGUAUUUGUUAACUAACCAUAAAAUUUGUGUAUUGUUGGGCUGCAGACUGCAUUUUUGGGGGGGUCAGCGCAAUAAAAGUCAACUGCAUUCUCAAAUGGGUUGUCUCUAAAU